Aspergillus tubingensis is the source of this 1554-nucleotide messenger RNA. RefSeq names its product homogentisate 1,2-dioxygenase. Gene Ontology annotation, cellular component: cytoplasm. Gene Ontology annotation, molecular function: homogentisate 1,2-dioxygenase activity. Bases 1 to 1554 code for a protein of 517 amino acids. Gene Ontology annotation, biological process: L-phenylalanine catabolic process. NCBI's taxonomy places the organism in Eukaryota, Fungi, Ascomycota, Eurotiomycetes, Eurotiales, Aspergillaceae. The record is from RefSeq and is a predicted model, not a curated record. The transcript is spliced from 5 exons.
AUGCAGGCACCCAUAUCCAACCAACAAAAGCCCAUCAAAGACCUGACCAAAGUGUUCCACUACACAGACACCAAGACUCGGAAGCCUACCCGCGACAAUGAUCCAUACGAAUACAUGGCUGGGUUUGGAAACCGCUUUCAGUCAGAAGUCAUCCCAGGGACCUUACCAGCUGGUCAAAACAACCCACAAGAGCCGCGGUUUGGUCUAUACACUGAAGGUCUUACGUACUCUGCCUUUACAGCCUCAAGGCAUGCCAACUUUAGUACUUAUAUGUAUCGGGUGAGGCCAGCAGCUGCACACAAUGGCUAUAGGAAAGAUUAUGAACACAAAUCAGAUAUCGAGAACUGUUUCCUUACACUUAAUCCCAAGGUGACAACGCUUGCUGGUCAGGCUGAAUGGACACCGUUUCCUCUUCCCAACGAUAACGAGAAGAUUGACUUUGUAGAUGGUUUGCACACCCUGGGGGGAAGUGGAGAUCCAAAUCUGCGAGAAGGCAUUGCACUCUAUGUCUUCAUGAUAAAUGCAAAUAUGGACCACCGAGCAUAUUGUAAUACGGACGGUGACUUUCUGAUUGUGGCUCAGCAAGGAAUCCUCCAUAUACAAACGGAGAUGGGGAUGCUAUUCUUGCAACCAGGUGAAAUCUGUGUGAUCCCGCGUGGAGUUCGCUUCGCUAUCCGGUUGGGCUCCAAGCACAAUGUUGCCCGUGGGUACAUCGUCGAAAUAUGGGGAUCUCGUUGGGAGUUACCUGAUUUGGGUCCCUUAGGUGGCCAUGGAUUAGCGAAUCCGCGAGACUUUCUCCACCCUGUGGCCCACAUUGACGAGAAUCUCCAUGAAGACUGGGAGAUUGUCAACAAAGCAAAUGGCCGAUAUAGUGUCAUUGGGCAGGAUCACAGCCCAUUCGAUUUGGUGGCAUGGCAUGGGAAUGCCGUUCCCUACAAGUACGACCUGACCAAAUUUGCUUCCCAAAAUGCAACAUCUAUCGAUCACACUGACCCGUCCGUGAACUGCGUAUUGACUGCCCCAUCUAGAGAUCCAGUCACACCAUUAGCCGACUUUCUAUGGUUUGGGCCACGAUGGGAUGUGGCGUCCAACACGCUCCGUCCUCCGUAUUUCCACCGCAACUCGGCAACAGAAUUUCUUGCGUGUCUAUAUGGAAGCGGACUCGGACGCUCUGAGGAGUUCUUGCCAGGUGGAGGUAGUGUUGAGGUCAGCCAUACGCCACAUGGCAACUUCAGCGAUGAAUAUGUGCGUGAAAUGCGCAACCAGAUGAACGAGCCACGGAGAAUCUUAGAAAAUCAAAUGACAAUUAUGGUUGAAAGUAGCCGGUCGUUCCUGUUCACCGAGUAUGCGCGAAGUGGCUGUGGAACGUUUAAGAGCCAAGGUCCAGAUCCCAAAGUAUGGGAUGCUUUACCUGACAAAUUCUCCGCGUACCCAAACAUCAAGAAGAUUCUCAGUCAAGUCAGGUCCGAUAAAGAAGCAUGGAAGAAGCAACUCGAAGCGUAUUAUGAUGAUGAUUGGCUGGCAGAAAUGUACAAGGACCACGACCAAGCUUAG